Macrosiphum euphorbiae (potato aphid) is the source of this 591-nucleotide messenger RNA. NCBI's taxonomy places the organism in Eukaryota, Metazoa, Arthropoda, Insecta, Hemiptera, Aphididae. The record is from the annotation of a GenBank genome assembly.
AUGUCGGAUCGUCUUUAUGCUAAUAGAUGUGCUGUGACAAACGUCUUAGCAGAUCGUAAUACAACAAAUAUUUCAAUAGCAAAAAAGUUGGAAAUUACGGAAAGUGACUGGACAAAAAUGGAAACUUUGGUUAUCUUGUUAAAACCAUUGCAAAUUGUCACAACCGUGUUUUGUGCCGAAACACAUUCUCCUGUAUCAAUGGUUAGACCACUUCUUUCAAAAGUGAUUGAAAAACACUUACAACUAAAUAAAGAUGAUAAUGAAGUCGUUAUACAUUUCAAACAGACAGUAGUGUCGCAACUGAAAGAACGUUUUAAGCUUAACAAUUUAGAAAACAUAGUAUCUACAAGACAAGUCUCAUCAUUUUUUGACCCAAGUAAAAAAUUUACUGGUGAUGUUUCGACACAAUAUCAUUCUUACUUAGCAGAACCACAACUGAGGUACGAUUUUGAUCCAUUUGAAUGGUGGAAGUCACAUGAAAAAAAAUAUCCUUCAAUAGCCGAGUUAGCAAAUAAAUAUUUGUCGAUACCAGCAACAUCUCACCAGAAAAUGUUAAUGUUUUUGUAUCAAAAUCGUAAAUUAUUAUUAUAG